CUACUACCAAUUUCUUUACACGGCUUAGGGCGCAAGAGGCCUCUCCUGCUCUACACACUGCCCUAGCUUAGCUAGCCGUUUGGAGGGCAGUGUUGGCAGCUAGCAGCGACGACAGAUGGAGUGCAGCGGCAAGGAGGAGCAGCAGAUGCAGAUCGUGUGCGUGCGCAGCGCGUCGACGGGCGGCGGCGAGGAGGUGGGGGAGUGGGCGGAGCAGUCGUCGCGGUCGGCGCUGUCGCUGUUCAAGGAGAAGGAGGAGGAGAUCGAGCGCAAGAAGGUGGAGGUGCGGGACAAGGUGUUCUCCAUGCUGGGCCGGGUGGAGGAGGAGACCAAACGACUGGCCUUCAUCCGCCAGGAGCUGGAGCUCAUGGCCGACCCCACGCGCCGGGAGGUCGACGCCAUCCGCAAGCGCAUCGACAAGGUCAACAGGCAGCUCAAGCCGCUCGGCAAGACGUGCCUCAAAAAGGAGAAGGAGUACAAGAUGUGCCUCGAGGCCUACAACGAGAAGAACAACGAGAAAGCCACGCUGGUCAAUAGGCUGUUGGAGCUCGUAAGCGAGAGCGAGAGGCUGCGGAUGAAGAAGCUGGAGGAGCUCAACAAGACGAUAGAAUCCCUCUACUAGAUCUGAUCUCAUGGAAGAAGAGGAUGACGAUGGUGGUAAGGUAGUCGUGGUAUUCCGGCCCAUAAGAGAAAUCGAACUAGCAAUGACUGAAGCUCAACGUGCAAUUUUUUUUCCUGCGACGUACUUGAUGAUUGGAUUUGUGUAUUUGUACACAUGAUUUG
Molecule: messenger RNA, 780 nt
Organism: Zea mays
Lineage: Eukaryota; Viridiplantae; Streptophyta; Magnoliopsida; Poales; Poaceae
Exons: 3
Coding region: 116-619 (167 amino acids)
Source: RefSeq, marked validated